Messenger RNA from Arabidopsis lyrata subsp. lyrata, 1406 nucleotides. Its product is annotated as glutathione S-transferase T3-like. The coding region runs from base 371 to 1234 and encodes 287 amino acids. Lineage: Eukaryota; Viridiplantae; Streptophyta; Magnoliopsida; Brassicales; Brassicaceae. The record is from RefSeq and is a predicted model, not a curated record. The transcript is spliced from 2 exons.
AUGAACUGCAAAACGAUUUGAAACACCAAUUUUUGUAACAGUUGUCUAAAUUUAUAUGUCUCUGUUGAUUUAAAACAAAACAAGUAGAUAUGAAACCAUUAAGAAAAUACAUGUUGAAUGACCUUUGUUUACUUCUGAUUUGAUUGAAGUAGGUAAGGGUUAUUGUGAAUUAAAAGAGUUGAACAACACCAAACUGUAAAUUAAAUGAUCUUCUUAACUACUUUAUAUUACACUUGAGACAAAUAACAAAUCUCUCAUACCUUCUCUUCGCUUUUAUCAUCUACCUCUUUUGCUUCUUUCUUAACCAAUAUUCGUGAACUCUCAAUUAAUCUCUCUACCUCAGCUUCUUCCUUUUUUAAAUCUCAUUGCUAUGGAUCCAAAUAAUACUCCUAAUAGUCAGUCUCAACCCUACUUUAGUCUCUUAAACUUCCCAUACGACGGCUAUGCUCCCAAUGUAAACAUUGGUUCCUCUCAAAUCCCUUCUUUUAGUUCACAAACUAGUUCACAGCCCACUCAACCUCCUACUCAACCAGAAGAGACAGCAGAACAGCGUAGGGAGAGAAGGAUUUGGUCCACAGAAGAUGACUUAGUCUUGAUAAGCGGGUGGUUAAACACCUCUAAAGAUGCAAUAGUUGGGAAUGAUCAAAGGUCAGGCUCCUUUUGGAAGCGCAUAUCUGAGUACUAUGGAUCAAGUACUCAUGGACUUGGAGGUGCUGAGCCAAGACUCCCUGACCAUUGUAGACAAAGGUGGCAAAAAGUCAGCAGGCAUAAUGCUCACCAAAUCUACACUAAGAUUUACAAGAAGAAGUUUGCUUUGGAGUAUGCUUGGAAUGUUCUUCGCUAUGAACAGAAAUGGCUAAACCUGGAGGCUAUGAACCCCACUCCUAAUAAGUCAACCAGCUCGAACAAACGCAAAGCAAAUGAUGCUGCACCAUCUUCAGGCUCUGUAGUAGGUGAGCACGAGAGUAGGCCUCCUGGCAUAAAGGCAAUGAAAAAAUUAAGAAAGACCAAAGGUAAAGAGAAGGCCUCAGCAUCGGCUGCACCAUCUGCUGCAUCUGCUACACCAUCUGCUGAGUUUAGUAAAAUGUUUGAGCUAAAACAGAAGGAUGUGGAGGGAAUGAAAGAACUCCAAAAGCUGUCCAUUCUUGACAGUCUAAUUGCCAAGAAAGAAAAUCUGGAUGAAGAAGACAAAAUUGUAAAGAAGAAGCUAGUUGCUGAACUUUUUUUAACUUAGAAUAAACACUAGAUGAUUUGUCUGUUUGUCUUAUGUUUGUUUUAACUAUGUUUGUCUUUUGUUUUUAAUGUGCUUAUGAAUCAGAUAUGUAACAUUGUUCAACUUGUGCUCUUAUGUUUUUAAUGAAUCGGCUAUGUUUGUUUCCUAAAUCCUGAUUGCUUUGGUUUUGUAU